GCAGCAGCAGCAAAAAAAACGGAAAGUUCAAACUAACGCGCGCGACCGCGUAUACGCAUUCUCUCGCGUGACUUCACCGACGGUGGAUGCUGCUGCUUCGGGGGUUUUGUCAACGGUUUUUCUCGCUUGCUUUUGGGCCAAUGUAAAAGCCCGUGUGGCAGUUGAAAUCGAUCGCGAGUGUUAAUUGAAUGAUCUUGAGGUGAUCUUGUGCGCUAUACAUGGUGAAGGAUGAAGACCUUCUAAUCACAGCUUGCGGUUAGGCGAUUUUGAAGAAAGUGGAUUCGGUUUUGUUUGUGGUUUGAAACGAAUAUAGGUGCAGCAGUGAAUGAUAUGUAUGUGUGUGUGUGUGUGUGUGAUCGAGGGUUUGAAAGUUACCCUGUGCAAAAUACCUGUUCCUGCCUGGUCGGAAUGGUGUAAGGAUUCGAAGUAGAAAGCAAAAAGGCACCGAUAGCCCUGAGGCGUACCUCGACACGCACACUGUGAGGUGGUUCUUCAGGUCGUUUGGUAAAAAUAAACAGCCAAGAAAAAGGAUCCCAUGUUCCCGUGUGGUGUGGAUGAGGAAAGCAGAACAAGAAACCGGACUCAGGUUGGAGUGCGUUUAAAUUUGCUCACUGGCACAUUGACUCAGGGUCUCGUUCUAUCUCUCUCGUUCGAGAUGACGAUUAGAGAUUUGUGUUACAAGAAACAGGAAACCCCUUGGUGAAUAGUGGCAAGUGACGAUCGGGUGGAUUGUGUGUCCUUCUUGGUGGUAGAGUAGCGUGAGCGAUGGACCCACUGUCCAACCGCAAUCGAAAGAACAUACUCUCCCUGAGCGCUCAACGAACAAUUCCAACUACGACGGCAACAGCAGCGCCUAACGCGACGUCCGCAACCAGUAUGGCGACACAUCUGCACAACCAUCGCCAGCAGCAUCAGCAACAGUAUCAUCGACAACAGUCAUCCACCGGACAGCCGCUUGCUCCGGUGCUGCCAACGGCGAGCUCCAGCCCACUGGUGCACCCUGCUUCUGCCGGGCAGGACACCCGUCAGUAUCUUCCAAACCAUCCCCAUCAUCACCACCAUCAUCAGCACUACCAGGUGCAUCAGCAGCAGCCGAAUGGUGACGGAUUGCCGAAAGCGUUCGUGGCCGCCAUGCGCACCCUGUUCGACAUCAUGGACGAUCGCAAAACAGGUUUCGUGCGCUUGGCAGACAUCGAGGAGCGCUGGCAGGACGACGGUUCCAAAGGGUUGCCGCGCGGCGUCAUCGACAGCCUGCGCAAGGUAACGCCGCCGAACGGACAGCUCUCGUUCGAGCGCUUCUGCAGCGGUCUCAAGAUCUGUCUGUUGCGCAACCAAACGAGUCCACUAUCGGCGUCACCCGUUGCGCCCGGUGCCUCCCAUUCGACGUCCUCCUCUCCUCCGCUGGCCCGAGACGACCCGGGCCUGAAAGGGUCGAUGGCUAAACUGUCCCUCUCCCGGCCACCGUCAGCUCCACUGCUCGAUCUCGAACCGGGUGUUGGGGGUGCCAACAAACUGCCCACGUUGGCACCUGCGUCAGCGUGGAGCACUGCAGGACCGACCAAUACGGCCACCGUACGGCCAAACAAUGCGAUGCCGGCACAGAAAACGCUCAGCAUGCCACAGCUUCUCAGCCCCGACGGUGAUCUCGAUCUUGAGCCACCGCCCAUCAUACUGCCCGGCGCGUUUGGACCUCCGAAGCCACCGCGUGUAUCGUUAAACCUCGACCGAAAUGCUCACCAGCACCAGCACGCCCAGCAGCAACCGUUGCAGCAUCAUCACCCGAUCGGUGGCAGUUCCAGCAUCGAUAAGGCGGAAAUUCGGAACGCACUCCAGAACUGGCAAAUGUCGCUGCUCAUGGGAGAAUCGGGCGGAGAUAAGGGAGACCACCCCGGCAAAGGCACGCUCCGACCGCUGGCCCGCGGUUCCGCCGAUGGACAAACGGAUCUCUCGACUUCCUCACCCUCCCUGCAGUCGAUCAAUCAGCUGGACGGUGCCCGGCUAAGCUCCGGUGGUCUGUACCAGAAAAAGUCUCCCGGUGCAGCUGGCCGCCGCCGGGAGCCUAGACGGCACACGCUCCAGAACGGUGUCGACUACAACAUGCUCAAGCGGCUGAAGCAGAUCGAACAGGAAAAGGACAUCCUGCUGCAGGGACUGACGGCGGUCGAACGGGCCCGCGAAUGGUACCACAAGCAGCUGGCGACCGUGCAGGAAAAGAUGCGGUACCUUGGCCGUCCCGGAUCACACAUGGAAACGUGGACCGAAACGCAACAGGAACGGUUAGACCUGCAACGGGCCCGCGUUCUCGAGGUGAACCGCCAUCUUAUGAUGCUGGCCGAAAGCUGGGAACGGGGCGGUUUCCCCAUGCACAUGAAUCUCGCCCUCCGUCCCCUUCCCGGAACUCUUCUGGGAGCUCCAUCUCACUAUCAGCAGCGUGCUAUUCACCAGCAACGUCCAUCGCAACCCCAACCGACCACUUCCAUUCCACCGGCCGUUCCUCCACCACCAGCCGCGUCCUCUUCUGCAGGCAGUUACCAGUCGGGACCUUCCCAGACGCAUCAUCUACCGCAGCACCAGCAACAGUCGCCGGAAAUGGUUAACCAUCUGAAGCAACAGAACCAUCAGCUUUGCGAGGAGAUAAACCAGAAGAAUGAAAAGCUCUCACUGCUCGAGCGGGAAAAGGCGGCGCUAAUACGGGAACUGUUGCAACUCCAGCGUACGAACCGUGCCAGCAGCAUGAUAUCGAACACGGAAGAGAUGGUGUUCUGAUGGACGGUGGAAGGCGUACCGAUAAUCGAGGAGCCAGUGCCAUUCCGAGUGAGGCGACAGCUUUUGCAGAGAUUUCCUUUUGACCAAACGCUAGUCAGAUGAAACUGUAUAAAAACCGUUGCACAGCCUUUGGGAAAGAAAAGUUAGGCAAAAACCAACGUACAGGAAGCUUCUUUCAUUACCGUUUACAGUGAAAACACAGCCAAAAUCGUGUGAAAUUGUUUAAAAGUAAAAGAUAAAAGAUAUAUUAAUGUAGUGAAACCGUUCA
Molecule: messenger RNA, 3034 nt
Organism: Anopheles stephensi (Asian malaria mosquito)
Lineage: Eukaryota; Metazoa; Arthropoda; Insecta; Diptera; Culicidae
Product: suppressor APC domain-containing protein 2
Exons: 2
Coding region: 766-2766 (666 amino acids)
Source: RefSeq, a predicted model, not a curated record